Messenger RNA from Eupeodes corollae, 1318 nucleotides. Its product is annotated as zinc finger protein 180. Gene Ontology annotation, cellular component: nucleus. The transcript is spliced from 6 exons. Lineage: Eukaryota; Metazoa; Arthropoda; Insecta; Diptera; Syrphidae. Gene Ontology annotation, biological process: regulation of transcription by RNA polymerase II. Gene Ontology annotation, molecular function: DNA-binding transcription factor activity; RNA polymerase II cis-regulatory region sequence-specific DNA binding; zinc ion binding. The record is from RefSeq and is a predicted model, not a curated record. Bases 82 to 1110 code for a protein of 342 amino acids.
CUCAACUGUGUUGUUUUCUUUUGUGAUCAUCAAAUACAUUUUAUUAUUAAACAUUUAAAUUAAAAAUAUAAAUAUAAAAGAAUGAAAGUAAAUAUAGAUUUAUCAGUUUGUCGAAUAUGUUUACAAGGUAGUGAAGAUGAAAUGAAAUCCAUAUUUGACGAAGAUGAAAGUAAUUUGACAAUAUCUAUGAAAAUUGAAUCUUGUGGCGGAAUAAAAAUAUCAACAAACUAUGAAUUUCCAACGAAAAUCUGUAAAAAAUGUCAUGCAUUUCUAUCCAUUGCUCACAAAUUUCGGACCAUUUGUCAGAACUCUGAUGAUUAUUUGCACGAAUUUGUUUCAAAAGGUGAUACCUAUGAGAAUGAAACUGUGGAAAUGUUAGACAUAAAACCAUUGAGUCGGAAAGAAUUGCAUAAGUUUCAUAAAUCUAAAACAGAAUAUAAAAUUAUUCCUAAGAAAGAUGAUUCAAUUGAUAAAGAUGACUCGGAUUAUUUAUACGAUGAUGUUAAAGACAACAAUGGAGCCUAUUCCGAUGAUGAUGGUGAUGACAGCGAAUUGGAUCAAAAGCACGAUAUUAAACCGCUCAAAACCCUAUCCAUGGACGAAGAUGGUAGUGCAGUAAUAAAAACAACCAAAAAACAAACACACAUUUGUGAAGUAUGCGGCAAUACGUAUCAGAGGAGAUAUUGUUUAGAAGCUCAUAUGCGUAGACAUCGUGGAGAAAAACCAUUCGAAUGCGAGAUUUGUAAAAAAUCAUUUGCAUUAAAUUUUCAACUGACGCGACAUAUGAGAUCACAUACAGGCGCGAGACCCUACAAGUGUCAAUAUUGUGAUCGGACAUUUGCAGAUAGAUCAACAAACGUUAAACAUGAAAGAAUUCAUACAAAUGAACGGCCAUAUAAAUGUGAAUCAUGUGGAAAAGCGUUUACAUAUUCAAAUGUUCUUAAAGUGCACAUGAUGACUCAUACAGGAGAAAAACCAUUUACCUGUGAACUUUGUGGAAAAAGGUUCUCUCAAUUACAUCACUUACGUGCCCACCUUCAAACUCUACAACAUCAAAAUGAUCCACAAGUAGCGAGACUUUUAUUAAAAAGCGAACCUAUAACAACAUAGACUUAUUUAAGUACACAUACACAUAUACAUAUGUAGAAUAAGAAAAACAGUGUUAUCUAUAUUAUAUUCAAGACCAUUUUAGCUUGUAGUACCUUUACAACAACAACAACAAGGAUUGUAAUAUCAACUUUGAGUAUUUCAAUCUUUAAUUUGAAUUAAAUUAUGUAACAAAUCAUUAAAGUACGUACAGUGCAUAAUUUCUUUUUAU